AUGGACCCAGAACCCCAAAAUUCGGAAAAUAGCGAUUCUGUAUUUGUUUGGGACGAAAGAUCGCACCUUUACUUCCACGCCAGUAGUGGAUUUUAUCAUGACCCCAAUGCUGGUUGGUACUAUAGCACCAAUGAUGGUGUUUAUUACAAAUUUGAAGAUGGGAAUUAUGUACCUUUAGAUUCCAAUAAGGAUAAUUGUGAAGAAACAAAUGUGUGGGAGGAAACCAAACCCGAAAGCCCUCGGCAAAUACAUAACAUUAAUAACAAUGAGGAUUGCCCUUCCUUUCUCGGAAACGAAUUUGAAACUAACCAACGGACUGGAACGUUGGCCGAGGAAGCUGUGGUUGAUGCCCCGAACUCCACCAACAGUCCAACUUGUGGAAACCCUCCACCACCAUCGGAAUGGUUGGAGGACACGCUUAUUGAUCUUUACUUGUCUGGCUACAACAACAUAGCGCUCAGUGCAGCUGAUAUAGUGACAUUUCCCCUGGAAACCGAUGGAUAUAACUCCACAUUAGAAGCUAACGCUUACAGCAACACUUAUGAAGUGGAAGGCGAGUGGAGCACGGGCCUGGAGGAUGAAAACGGCAAGGCUGAUGAUAAAAGAAUUGUAGAUGAAGUUGUAGCUUACAGUGAUACGUAUGAACUUGAAGAAGGUGAGUGGAUCCCAGAGGAAGAAAAUCACAUAGCUGAUACAAGUACCAUAGAUGAAGGCAUGUUGUUGGAUGAAGAAAAAUGGAAAGCUCAGUAUGGUCAAGUCAUUGAAUCAAGGAAAGAUUUGGUUUUAGAGUUUCCAGUUGCAGACCUAUGGGAUUGGGAAAUGGUUAGAGCUUCCAAAAAAGAUGGAAAGGAUAGGGUGGCAAAGUUGGUCGGAAAACUGGUUAAACAAUCUGCAAAGCGGCAUCCAUCUAUCUCAUCUGGUGAAAAGAAAUUUAAAUCUGCUCCUAUCUGUGAAGUACAUCUCGAUCUGGUACGCGUCAAAACAGGACAAGUGUAUAGAUUGCGAAAUCCCAGUGCAAGAUAUGUGGCUUCAUUAUCAAGUUAUGAUUCCUCCAAUCCAACAAAACAUUGGAAUUUUCCUCAGCUAUCAUCUAAUACUAAUAGCGCGCAUGUGUCCAAGUCCGGUGAAAGUACUCCAUUCACUUCAAAGGAAAUUUCUACAGAGAAGGAUUUGCCUAUGUUGCCAAGUCAGCUUUCUGCAUCCAAGCAAAUAAAAAGCCAAUACAGAGAUCGUGCGGCAGAAAGAAGAAUCUUGCAUGGUGGCUUUGGUGUGGGUCCAGGACAGAAGAAUCUUGGUGGCAGUUAUGAUAUGGCACCAUCACCUGAUGCUAGUCCACAAGAAGCUAAAGAAGAGGCCUUGAAGAUGUCAUUUGGACCGGGUAGUUAUGCCAGGAAACUUCUAGAAGGCAUGGGAUGGAAGGAUGGAGAAGGGCUUGGAAACUCUACAAAGGGCAUGGUGGAACCUAUUCAACCAGUUGGAAACACCGGCAGUGCAGGCUUGGGAUGGCCUCGUCGAAAUUAA
This is a messenger RNA of Lathyrus sativus (Indian pea), 1521 nucleotides long. Lineage: Eukaryota; Viridiplantae; Streptophyta; Magnoliopsida; Fabales; Fabaceae. The record is from the annotation of a GenBank genome assembly.